CCGCCGUUGUUUUUAAACCGAGGCGGGACGCGACGUCACUUCCGUCGGGACUCCGGAGCAGAAACACCGGACGACAUCCAACAUGGUGAGGACCAAGGCCGACGCGGUGCCCGCGGCCUACAGGAAAGCUGUCGCAGCUGCCGCACCCCGGAAGUCUCUGGGCUCCAGCUCGGCCAACGCCGCCGCCGCCGCCUCCUGCAGCAGCCAGACGGCCACUCCAGCAAAGGGUAAAUACGCCGGCGGAAACCCGGUGUGUCCUCGGCCCACGCCGACCUGGCAGAAGGGCAUCGGGGACUUCUUCGGGGGUCCCCCCAGGAAGCCCGAGAAGGAGAACCAGAGGCCCCGGGAGGAGGACGAGGAGCAGGCCGGGGGCAGCGGGGUGACCAGCCGGAAGUCCCGGCAGCUGCCCGCUGAGGAAGAGGAAGAUGAAUGAAGAUGAAGAGUGACUGUUCCCCUCUUGGUGUUUUAUAUAUGUAUAUAUAUGUUCUGCUGAAUUCACUUUGUAUAGUUCAUUAAACUUUUUUUAAAGAAAAAA
This is a messenger RNA of Cyclopterus lumpus (lumpfish), 535 nucleotides long. RefSeq names its product PCNA clamp associated factor (gene pclaf). NCBI's taxonomy places the organism in Eukaryota, Metazoa, Chordata, Actinopteri, Perciformes, Cyclopteridae. The coding region runs from base 83 to 433 and encodes 116 amino acids. Gene Ontology annotation, molecular function: chromatin binding. The transcript has 4 exons. Gene Ontology annotation, cellular component: nucleus. Gene Ontology annotation, biological process: regulation of cell cycle; translesion synthesis. The record is from RefSeq and is a predicted model, not a curated record.